AAAAGGAAAUGAUACAAUUUAUUGUAAUAUCCAAAAUCAUUUAAAUUCUACCUUGAGUAUUGACGUAUUAGGGCAAAACAAUUACAUUCAGGACACGGGUUAUCAGAAAAAAGAGGUUCAUGUCAGUUGUUUUAACUUCGAAGCCGGAUUUCAAAGCGAAUAAAACCUUGGUUGAGAGUAAGUAUUGGGAUCCCUGUCCUUGGCAUCACACAAACACACACAAACACACACAGAGUUACGACCAGUUUAAAUUCUGUUCUUCUUAUUUCGUUAUUCUUCCCUCUUUCCUUUCUCGCAUUUUUAAACAUUUUCAACAUAAUCUAUACUAAACGAUCGAUAAACCAAAUGGAAAAAGAAAAAAAAACAUCUUAAGCAACAUGUGGGAAGAGAAGAGAAGUUGUGGUGGUUUUUGUUAUAAGAGAGUCUUGUUGCAUAUAUAAAUUCUUUCGCAAAGUGUUUGCAUGAACGAAUAUUAUUUUUGACGUUGAAACACUCGGUUUUAUGUUGGUCAUCCAAUCCAAGAUGAAAGUAACAUUUUUGACGUGUUUAUUGUGUUGCUUGUCUCUUCGUAAAAGUUUAGGUCAAUCAACGAAUAAUAUACUUCUUGGUUAUCAGGAUAGUUUUGGUCAGUAUAGUUUUGGUUAUAGUACUCUCAAUUCAGCAAGAUCAGAAGUUAAAACUGUAGACGGUACAAUACGUGGUACAUACAGUUAUAUUGAUGAUAAGGGAAUGAUUCAAAGUACCGAAUACAUUGCUGAUGACAAUGGUUUUCGUGUUGUUGCUACUAAUCUUCCACAGGCUCCACUUCCGGUCCAGGAUACUCCCGAAGUCAUAGCUGCUCGAAAAGAUCAUUUAAAUGCAUUUUUAAUUGCUCAACAAAUGGCUGAAAAUGAUCAAGAUAAAAAUGUUUAUGACAAUUUAGAAAGUGUCAUUGUCGAUAAGGAAGGAAUCAUUUUGACGAAAGAUAAUCAGGAAAUUAAUACGAAAGAAACUGAAAACGUUUUGUCAUCGAUUGAUAAUAAUAAUGCAACAAAGAUAAAUCCACUUCCUGUUCCGGUGUUUAAAAUUUCAUUUGGAAAUCAAAUACUCGAACCAACGGAUAAAACUAUACCCCCCGCUAAUAAGGACGAUCAAAAAAGUUAAAGAUGGAACUGGCCCAGGAAUCACAAAUUUCAUCGAAAUUAAUCGAGAAAAAAGUUGAACGUAAAAAUUGAGAAGAAUAAUACUACGAGCAACAACAGCAAUAAAUUAACGCAAUUUUGUUUACAUCUUUCGUAACAAUUUUCAUUGGAUUGUUCAUUUUCUUCAUUCAUUUUUAUCUUUUCAAUUAAUAUUUUGUAUACUUGAAGAUUAUGAUGAAAUACGAUUGUGAAAUAAUCUAUGAUACACACUAUAUUAAUGUGUUAUGAUACAAAAUAAUAAUA
Messenger RNA from Polistes dominula (European paper wasp), 1424 nucleotides. RefSeq names its product cuticle protein 6. NCBI's taxonomy places the organism in Eukaryota, Metazoa, Arthropoda, Insecta, Hymenoptera, Vespidae. Gene Ontology annotation, cellular component: chitin-based extracellular matrix. The record is from RefSeq and is a predicted model, not a curated record. Gene Ontology annotation, molecular function: structural constituent of chitin-based larval cuticle.